Molecule: messenger RNA, 3448 nt
Organism: Mizuhopecten yessoensis (Yesso scallop)
Lineage: Eukaryota; Metazoa; Mollusca; Bivalvia; Pectinida; Pectinidae
Product: glycosyltransferase 1 domain-containing protein 1-like
Exons: 11
Coding region: 128-1030 (300 amino acids)
Molecular function (GO): glycosyltransferase activity
Source: RefSeq, a predicted model, not a curated record
CCUUAAGUUUUCUCCUUCUAGUUUCACUUUGUAACAUGUAUAGGUUCAACCUCAGCUAACGGGACCAUAGCAUCGAUGUGUAUGUUGAGUCCGUGCAUGAUGUGAAGUAUGGCUACUGACUGUUGUGAUGGGGUCAACUUUCCUGUUGUUAUCUCCCCUUACCAGGGGGUGUGGAAACUACAGUACUAUACAGAGGAUAAGCUCCCACCUAGAAAGUGCUGGUCACUCCUGUGUCCUGUGGGAUCCGGACACUAUCACUGACCCAAAGGAGUUACAGGACAUAGCAAGCCAACACAGCAUUCAAAUGGUUUUAGCUCUACAUGCAUACAAGGCUGGACGUCACCUUCUAGGUUCCAAUCUACCAUUCAUUCUGAUAUUUGGAGGCACAGAUGUCAAUAUAUAUGCUACAGAUGCUGAGAAGCUGAAAGUUAUGACUGAGGUUGUUUUUCUUGCAAAGGGCAUCAUUUCUUUCAGCCAGUCCCUUCUUGAUGCGGCUAAGAGACUUUGGCCAUCCCUGAAUACCAACAAAUGCUUUGAAAUCAAACAAGAACUUCACACCAGUAGAAAUGAUGUCUUCUAUGUUAUUCUUGGGUCUAUGGCAGAUGUAACGUAUGAAGACGAAUUCAUGGCUGGUGUCUGUGGAGUAACCGGUGUUGUAUAUCUACCCGGCCUGGGGAUAGACGAUACCCACGCGGCCAUUAAAGGAAGCUUCGCUCUUGUCAACUCGUCCCGGAGUGAGGGUAUGGCGGUGGCUAUCUUAGAGGCUAUGGAUUUAGGUGUCCCUGUUCUGGUGCGUGAUAUCCCCGGGAACCGCUGUAUAGUGACUGACGGUACUAAUGGCCUUGUGUACGGUUCACCAGAGGAAUUCGUCCAGAAAUGCGAGAUCCUACUGGAUGACGCUUCAGUUCGAUCCAAGUUGGUGUCAAAUGCCAAUGAAUAUGUUUCCAAACAUCACAGCGUGGCUGAUGAGAGAAUACGAUACACACAAGUUGUAUGCAUGGCGUUGGAUUCAUCUUUGACCAGAACCUGAACCGCUGUAUGAAGAUAUCAAUUUUACAUGUAAUGUGCCUUAAUAUGGAAUCUGCUAUGGAAUUUCGGGUUUUGUUUCCUCCCCUGUUUAACCAUAAGGAUGGAUAUAAAAGGUAAACAUGUAUUAUUGCCAAAUGGGUAUUUCUCGUCAACCGGUUAAUAUGUAUUUCUUCUAAAUUAAUAGGAAUGCAUUUUUUUCGUUAAUUGUUAAAUGUUUUUCUCAUUAAUGGUAAAAUAGGCAAUUAUGGCAAUGGUUUAAUCGCUGUCUCUUGUUUAAUUAUUUUUGGCUGGUUAAUGGUUAUUUAGGUUGUUCUUGGUUAAUGGUUUAAUAAGAAUUCUGGUUAAAUGUAAUAGGUUUAUGGUUGAAUAGAUAGUUUCUCUUCAUUAUCAAAGGUGUUUCUGGUUCAGGCCAUAUUACAGUAUAUCAAUUGAUUUUCCGUGUUACUUGAGAAAUGUAUGCCAUGGGCUUUUCAAUGGUCCCUCCUGUUUAUGUUUUUAAUUUUUGUUUUGAAUGUAUAACUUUAUGGUGGUAGAAGCGUGUUGAAACAGGUGUUAGAAGGUUGGAAUAUGUUUUUUGUUGUUAAUCAAACAAUCUGUGAUAUAUAUACAAUUUGUCAAAUAAUUGAUCUUGGCAUGCCUCAUUGAUAUUUUAAGUACAUAGAAAGAAAGAGAGAGAAAGAGUGACAACAUUAAUGCGUCACUGAUAUAUAAUUUGAACCAUUUGAAAUGUUGCUCAAUGUGGUGUUGAUUUAAAGAUACUUUAUUGGUAAAAGAUGUUGAAUCUGUGCGAAGUGUUUGUAUCAGAUAUAUAUUUUAGAGUUGAAUGGCAGAUUUAGUGUUUUUUAUGCGUCUGGAAAACUUGACCCUCCAAUCAAAUCCUGCUACCUUUCUUUUAAAAAUGAUGUAUUUUUCAAUUUGUUGACCCGGUAACAUUUUCACAGAAUAUUGUUUUGAGAGUGUAUUACAUACAAUAUAUAUGGCGAGUUCGGACCAUUUAUUUAAAAUCAUAAUCGGGUAUAGACAAAUUAUAAAGGAUGUGUAUUCUCUGUUUACACUUGUCACAAACAUUGACGUACUGACAACAGAUGUCAUUGGUCACCACACGUUUCACCAUUGCACCGUUAGAGAUUUUUUAAAUAUGUGUAUGUAGUAGCUAUAACUUAUUUGACCUCUUGACGUUUUCUUGAUUUUACUGUAAACUAUCAAUUUCAGGGGGUACUUAUUUUCUCAGUUGUUCUCUCUACAACAGUACUGCAAGGAUUUAACUUCACGAAGGAACAAGAGCAAUGCUAUAUGUUCGAAGAUUAUUUUUCGUCUGAAAAAAUCACGAAAUAGAUACAUUUGGGAAACACUGCUGACAAACGAGCUCGAAAAAAAACAUCUCACUAAGUAGAUAUGAUAAACAGAAUAAAAUCUGUCCGUGGAUUAUGAGACGAUUUAUAACUAUACAUGUAUAUGUUCUUUUAAGGAAUACGGUAAAUGAAUGGUUCAGAUUAGGACUGCGUGCUGGAUCAUCUCUGACGAUAGAUCCCAGCUUUAAAAGGGACAUACACGGCUGUUCGUGUUUGCGGACUGACUUGUUCGUGUGUAUUUAAAUGUUCUACUUCAGGAUAAAAUUUGACGGACCUACAAAUGUUAGCGAAGACCUUGCAAUUCUUUACCAAUUCUUGCCAAGAGGCAAUAUCAGCCCACUAGGUCUAUUUAAUUAACGAACUCUUAGCCCAACGGAUUGUAACACAAUAAACGAUAACGGGCAUGGUGUUGCAUGUCUGUCCACUCUGAUGUUAACACUGUCUCUCAGUGUUGGUUUGUUUGUAUGAGUGGUUUUACGUCCGCUUCACUACCGAGUAGUUCGGUUUUCCCGCAGACGAUCCUAACUCUGUCAGAAUGAAAUCCUAAUUAAAUAUGGGCCAUUUUUUGGCUCGUGUGUUGUUGUGAUCUCAGAUUUUUAUGGUUGGUUAUUCUUCACUGCUGAUAAAUGAAAUGGGUACAUGGAGAUUUUUUGUCACGGUUGUUAUUGAACACUUUACCGGUGUAUGGUGUGUAUUUUAGACAUUCACGAUGUUGAUCUUUUUUUGAUAUAAUUACAGAUAAUGAUACGUUUGAUGAAAUACCAAAAUGUCAUCAAAUCAAAAACAAAGAAGCACGCCUGUUGUUCAAAUAUAUAUUGAUAUAGAAAUGCCAAAGAUAUUACGAAUAUUUUAGCAUGAAUUUAACUGUUAUUUUUUUUAAAAAAAUGCAAUGUUGUCGACUUGAAGAUUUAAAGACUCGAAGGCUGUAAUUCUAUAUGCUCAAAGUGUAAUUGAAAUUAAAUCAAUGAUUUUUUGUUAUUUCAUAAUUAAUGAAAAUUAAAGCCAUUUGUUUUUUAAAAUGAAAAUCGAUUUCGUGUUGUCUCAAGAGAGUGUUAAUGAGUAAAGAU